AUGUCCGACGCUCCCACUGGCGUGCUGGUUACUGCCACAAAGGUCUCGGUUCCCUUCAAGGCUGAGCUCCUUGACGAGGUCAAGGCUCCCCGCUUCGCCAAGCGUGCGCCCCACCUCGUUGGCAUCCUCUCGACCAAGAAGGAGGAUGCUCGCAACUACGCCGAGUUCACGAAGCGUGCGUGCGAGCAGGUUGGCAUCAACUUUGAGCUGCGCCUCGUCGGCGAUGCGCGUGAGGGCAUGGACGGCGCUGGCGUCUCCAUCGGCGUCGAAGAGGCCAUCCUCGAGGCCAACGAGGAUGACGACGUCGACGGCAUCAUGGUCUACUACCCCAUCUACGGCGACCGGCAAGACCAGUACCUUCAGAGCGUCGUUGACCCAGUCAAGGACGUCGAGGGCCUCAACCACCAGUUCCUCUUCAACCUGUACCACAACGUGCGCUUCAUCUCGCCUGUCACCCUCCGCUCCAUCCCCGCGAGCCACCUUCCCCAGCCCAUCAAGGGCGCCGGCGCCGACCAGCCGCCUCCCGGUACCGUCAAGAGUAUCCUACCUUGCACGCCUCUCGCGAUCGUCAAGGUCUUGGAGAGCAUUGGAGUCUACAACUCGCUCCUGCGGUAUGGUGACCGUGCGCGUGGCAAGGUCGUGACUGUCAUUAACCGCUCUGAAGUGGUGGGCCGCCCGUUGGCCGCGCUCCUGGCCAACGACGGCGCGCGCGUCCUCUCGGUCGACAUUGACUCCGUCGUCGAGUUCUCCAAGCGCCCGUCGGCUGAGACCGCAAAGUCAAAGUACAACCCGCACCACAUCACUUCGCAGAUUGACAUCACCCUUGAGCAGGCGUUGCAGGUGUCCGACGUCGUCAUCUCGGCCGUUCCUUCCGAGGCGUACAAGGUGCCCACGCGCUGGCUCAAGGACGGCUGCGUGUGCGUCAACGUCGCAGGCGAGAAGAACUUUGAGGCCGACGUCCGAGAGCGCGCGUCGAUUUACGUCCCCUCGGUCGGCGUCAUGACCAUCUGCAUGCUGCAGCGCAACCUCCUCCGCCUUUGCCAGUACCAGGACAUGGUCCGCGAGCACUACCGCGUGGCUGCGGGCAACUACUAG
Molecule: messenger RNA, 1095 nt
Organism: Cutaneotrichosporon cavernicola
Lineage: Eukaryota; Fungi; Basidiomycota; Tremellomycetes; Trichosporonales; Trichosporonaceae
Gene: mtd1
Exons: 4
Coding region: 1-1095 (364 amino acids)
Biological process (GO): purine nucleobase biosynthetic process
Cellular component (GO): cytosol
Molecular function (GO): methylenetetrahydrofolate dehydrogenase (NAD+) activity; methylenetetrahydrofolate dehydrogenase (NADP+) activity
Source: RefSeq, a predicted model, not a curated record